AUGCCAACUCACAAGUGGAAUCGUGCCACCACAUCACGCCUCCAACAGUAUGUCCUAUCUCUUCUGACGGCAACCCUUCUCGCUGCCAUUCUCCCAGCUGCCAGUGGUGCGCCGGCCGUCUUACUUGAACGCAUCGUUGCUACCAGGUCUUCGGGUGCAUGCCCCGAAGAUGCCGCUAUCAUCUACAGCCUGGCCAGCUACCUCGUCAGCAACUAUGCUAUCCAUGUCGGCACCGUCUUCCUUGGUGCAGACACCGGACAGGAUACAGAAUGGGUGACACGUCGUGACGCAUGGGUCUAUAGUCUGUGGCUGGCGGCGAUUUCACUCUUCCUGCCUUAUUUUUCGCUCGCCAGGACGCUCAUCCUCAUUGUGCAGAAGUCGAGAUGUGGCAGCAAUGGCCUUCUCGCGGCACUUUACCACGGCGCACUCCUCGUCGUCGUCAGAGACCCGCAGUGGGAGCCUGCUGCAGAUGAGCCUAGCGUCGUUUACACUCGGCUACCUCAAGGUUUUACAUUGGACGACACAAGGGUGACGACACAGACGGCCACCAUCGUGCUUGAUGCACACGAAACGCACGCUUACCGGCCAGUGGACCACGAUGAGCAUUAUCUGCACGGUAUGGCACGCCCCACGGUUGGUUAUAGGCUCGCGGUACCGCAGCGCAAGAGCUACACCCAGAUCUUGAUCCGCGAUCAUCUCGAGGACACGACAGAACUACGCGUGCAUCAUCGCACGGGUACCGUCGGCGCAACGCUGUCGAUCAUCCAGAUCGUUGCUGGAUCCUACAGCCUAUACAUCUCGUGGUUGAGCCAGGUUCCCACCUGGGGAUACGCAUCAUACGGCCUAACCGUACUCCCGUAUGUUGUCAUGUCCAUCAUCAACCUCGUUUGCGCAAUCUGUGUCGACAGCUAUGCAUGCGCUCAGCUUCUCCGGACGCCCAUUUUGGAGGAGUCUCUCCUGCGACGGGAGUGCACCGAAUCUCAGCCUUCGGCUUACGAUGGGACCAUUGGUACGGUGCGAGAAGAAAGCCGUCCCGCCGCCGCCGACGUCGAAUCCCCCUACGUUGCAGUUGGGAUGCACGUAGAAACUCGGGACGAUGUUGAUGGACAACCACAGAAAUACAUCGUCGUGACUCCUGCCAGUGGGCAAGAUCGGUACGACGAGCCUCCUAGGAGGAAAGAGUACCGUCUCAUCCGAGAGAAGAAGAUAGAGAGUUUUAACAGGUUCAGCCACGUGCCUGUGCUCAGCGAACUACUGGUCGGACCAAUGGAGCCUUCUCUACGCCGGGGCUGGAUGUUGUAUUAUGCGAUCCGUUGGAUAUACGCCUUUCAGGCAGCUGCCAUAGCCUUGCCUACCGCGGUGAUUGGCGCUUUGACCGGCUUUCAUCCUCAGCAAAGCACCAAGACCCAAAGGGCAUGGAUCAUAGCGUGGAUGGUGGCUGACGUUUUGGCGUCCUUAUUCACCUCGAUCUACUGGACCGUAUGGAUUCGCUGGAACCCGGUCGAGGUGUUAAGUCGGGGCAAACCGUUCGCGUGGUCAACUAUGCGCUACUCGGCCUAUAUCAAUAUGGUGGUGGCGGGGAUAGGCGGCUUUGUGAUGGUAGUGAAGAUGUUUCUACAGGACCAUGACUAUGGGCAUCAGACAUGUUCCCUGUAG
This is a messenger RNA of Fomitopsis serialis, 1656 nucleotides long. RefSeq lists its product as uncharacterized. The transcript is spliced from 4 exons. The coding region runs from base 1 to 1656 and encodes 551 amino acids. The record is from RefSeq and is a predicted model, not a curated record. NCBI's taxonomy places the organism in Eukaryota, Fungi, Basidiomycota, Agaricomycetes, Polyporales, Fomitopsidaceae.